Molecule: messenger RNA, 1266 nt
Organism: Metarhizium brunneum ARSEF 3297
Lineage: Eukaryota; Fungi; Ascomycota; Sordariomycetes; Hypocreales; Clavicipitaceae
Source: RefSeq, a predicted model, not a curated record
AUGCCUUCUCAUGUUUACGACGUCAUUGUAGUAGGCGGCGGCGCGAUCGGGCUUGGAGCUGCAUAUGAGGUAGCCAAAGCAGGCAAAUCUAUUCUGGUACUCGAGCAGAGCUGUCUCUUCAACGCGAGUGGAAGCUCCAAUGACCUAGCCAGAAUGUAUCGCACAAUGACAUACAGGUAUACUGAACCGUUCAUGGCGGAGCUUGCUUACAAGUCCAUGGGCAUUUGGAACGAGCUAGAAAUGGACGCUGGUACAUCUCUGCGCGUAAUGUCAGGGCUCCUGAAUUUCGGAGACGCUACAAUGGGAGCAGACACCCCAGAAGGAACACUCAUGGGGCCUAUAGCUAAUCUGGAGAAGCUGGGUAUGCCGUUCCGCAGGAUGACGAAAAAAGAAAUGGAAAACGAGUACCCAUUCAAGAAACUCCCAGAAGCGUGGGAAGGCAUCUUCGCUCCAGAUAAUGGCGUGAUCAAUGUCCCACUCCUGGUUCGAACUCUGGCACGGCUGGCCAAAGACUAUGGCGCUCACACUAAGCAAUAUACCGAAGUCAAAAAGCUCGUCCCUGUUAAGGACAACGGCGAAGAUACGUGGAGGGUCGAAACCCGUGUCAACGGCGACGAGGCUGUGUUAUUCAGGGCUCGAAAGAUUAUUAUAGCGGCGGGUGCAUAUACAAAUCACGUCGUGCAGCCUAGCUUCAAUUUCAAGCUGAAGCUCAAUAUCUGGGAGAUGGUGGCAUCGUAUUUUUCGGUCAAUGCUGGUCCUAGUGGAACGCUUUUUCCAAGUAUGUGGUUCCAGUUCGCGAACGACAAGCAUGGCAGGUCACGGCUGUUCUACGGGUUUCCAACAGUCGAAUGGGGUCCUCCCAACGUGUGUCGAAUCGCGGUAGAUGCGGCAACAAGACAGAUUACAGACCCCAGUCUACGGUGCGGUAGCGUCGUGAACCCCGAGGAUAUACACGAUACACAGCAAUUCAUCAAAGAGCACCUGUCAGACAACAUGUUCGUACUAGACUAUAUUCCGGAACAGUAUCUCCAAGGCGGUGCAAGAGAUAGUGUGGCAGUGUUCACCGCCGGCUGGGCUAUGAAGUUCGUGCCGCUGAUCGGGCGAGCCCUGAAGGACAUGGUGCUGAAUGGACACUCUGAGUAUGCGUUGGACGAGUUCAAGAUCGAUCGUCUGGAUCCCAAGAGCAAAGGAAAAUAUGGCAAACCCCAAGCGGGCAUCAUUGACGAAGUGGAUGCCGAUUUUGCCAAUAGCUGGGAGCAUCUCUAG